Messenger RNA from Phalacrocorax carbo (great cormorant), 3662 nucleotides. Lineage: Eukaryota; Metazoa; Chordata; Aves; Suliformes; Phalacrocoracidae. The record is from RefSeq and is a predicted model, not a curated record.
UGGAGCGGGGGCGCGCUCCCUGCGCAUUCUGCGUUAGUGCGCAUGAGCGGACGGGGUAGAAGGGGCGUGUCCCCUGGCGCGCAUGCGUACUACGCACGAUGGUCCGCGCGACGCUAUUGCGCAUGCUCCUGGCCGUGACCCGAACGCGCGCCCCGGAAGUGCUGCGGACCGUUUCCGGUGGGAACCCGGAAGCGGCGGCCGCCGGUGGAGCGGGGCGUCGGGGCCGCCCAUGGCCGCGGGCCGGGGCCGGGGCCGGGGGGGCGGCAGCGGCAGCCAUGGGGUCGCAGGCGCUGCAGGUGCUGCGGCAGGGCGUGUGGGCCUCGCUGACGGGCGGCUGGUUCCUGGACCCGCACCAGAGCUCCUUCGCCAACUGCUUCCAUCUCUAUGCCUGGCUCUUCCUGCUCGCGCUGCCGCUCGUGCUCUACACGGCGCUGCCCCCCAGCCCGGGGGUGGGGGCUCUCUACUGCGGGCUCGUGGCCGCCUUCUUCGCGGCCGUGAAGACGGUGAAUUACCGGCUCCACGCCAUGUUCGACCGGGGGGCUGAGCCCGACGGGGACCCCGAGGGGGGCGGCGAGGGGGGAGCGGCCGCCCUCCUGCGCCCCCGCACGCCUGAUGAGGGGGAGACCCCCCCGCGGCCCCCCGGGGGGGCCGUGGAGCUGUCGGUGUUCCGGCGGCCGGGCUCGACCCCCCCCGUGCGCUGCAGCUCCCAGCACUCGCUCUGCGGCUUCAACCAGCUCUCGGAGCUGCUCCCCCACCUGGAGGACGCCGGAGGGGCCAGGGACAUCCAGCAGCUGGUGCGGGAGCAGGGCAGCAACAACGUCAUCGUCACCGCGGCCGACCGCGACCGCCUGCGCCGCGGCCCCCCCGCCGCCGGUGGCUGCGGGGAGCGGCGUGGAGGAGGGGGCCUCGGCCAGCAGCCCCCCCCCCGUCCCCCCCCCCGGUGUGGGGGCUCGUCGGAGAGCGGGCUGAGCGGGGGGGGGCCGGGCCGCGGGACCCCCAGCAGCCAGCGCACGGCCUCCACCCGCCUGGACAGCCCCCCCGGCCCCCCCCCGGCGAGCGACCCUCCCCAGGGGGCUGCGGGGGGGUCCUCGGGGGGCUCCAGCCUCAGCCUGGCCUCCAGCCGCCGCCCCCCCUUCUCCUCCUCUUCCUCCUCCUCCUCCUCCUCCAGCCUCUCGGCCGACUCCCCCCCCCACUGCCCCCCCCGCCGGCCCCCCCUGGCCAAGGCUGACCUGGAGGCCCCCCUCGAGGGGGCUGGGGGGCCGGCGGAUGGGGGGCCCCCCCCCGAGAGCGACCACCCAGGGGAGACCCCCGGCGCAGGAGGUGAGUGGGGUGGGGGGGUGGGAGCCACGCGCCGCCGCCACCACGCCGGCUCCAACCCCACGCCGCCCUCCUCCGCCAUGGGCUCCCCGCCCAGGCUCCCCGAGCCCCCCCGGGGCCGGCCGGGCCCCCCGGGGCGGGCGCUGACGCUGCCGGCGGCCCUGCAGCUGGCGGGGGCUCUGCUGCUGCCCCGCGCCCUGCACGAGGCGGCCGCCUUCGACGACACCUCCGAGGGCGCCGUCCACUACUUCUACGACGAAAGCGGCGUCCGGCGCUCCUACACCUUCGGGGCGGCCGGCGGCGGCUACGAGAACCCCGUGGGCAGCAGAGUGGGGCCGAGCCCCCCGCCGCCGGCGCAUGGGACCGCCACUCCCCCUCCUCCAGCGCCACCUCGGCGGAGGCGGCCGAGGGGCCCCCCCGAUCCGUGGGGGGGCUGCCGCUGCGCCGGGGACCCCUCGAGGGGCCCGAGCGGGCUGGAGCUGCUGGAGCCCCCCCGGGAGGGGCCGGGGGGCCGGGCCCCCCCUCGCCGCGCCUAUCGCUGCCGGGUGCUGCCGGGGCGCUGGGUGCGCCUGCGCUACGACCGCCUGGCGCUGCUGGCCCUGCUCGACCGGAACCGGCGGGUGCCGGAGAACGUGCUGGCGGUGGCCCUGGUGGCCCUGGUGGCCUUCCUGGGCUACGGGCUGCUGCUGCGGGGGCUCUUCCGCGACCUCGGCCUCCUCCAGUUCUGCCUCGUCAUCGCCGGCUGCCAGUACUCCCUGCUCAAGAGCGUGCAGCCGGAUGCCGCCUCCCCCAUGCACGGCCACAACGCGCUGGUCGCCUACAGCCGCCCCGUGUAUUUCUGCCUGGCCUGUGCCCUCAUCUGGGGGCUGGACGCCGCCGCCCGCGCCCCCCCCCGCGCCCCCCCCGGCCCGGCCCCCCCGCUCUGCGGCCUCCCCCUCCUCAGCCCCGGCGCCGCCCGCGCCGCCCGCGACGCCGCCGCCGUGUUCACCCUCUGCUUCCCCCUGGUUUUCCUGCUGGGGCUCCUGCCCCAGGUCUCCACCGGCCUCAUGUACCUGCUCGAGCAGGUCGACAUGCACGUCUUCGGCGGCACCGCCGCCACCAGCCCCCUGGCCGCUCUCUACGGGCUGACCCGCAGCGUCCUGGUCGCUGCCGCGCUCUACGGCUUCUGCCUGGGGGCCAUCCAGGCGCCGUGGGGGGAGCAGCAGGUCCCCCUCCUCUUCUCCGUGUUCUGCGGGCUCCUGGUCGCCGCCUCGUACCACCUCAGCCGGCAGAGCAGCGACCCCGCCCUGCUGUGGUCCCUCAUCCGGGCCAGGCUGUUCCCCGAGGUGCGGAGCCGCAGCCCCGAGGGGCCGGGGGGGGGCGGGGUCCGGGACCCCCUCCCCGAGCAGCUGCGCGCCUCCCUGCGCGAGGUGCUGCUCUCGGACCUGGUGGUGUGUCCGGCCGUGGCCGCGCUGGCCUUCGCCGUCAGCGCCAGCACCGUCUUCAUCGCCCUCAAGUCGGUGCUGGGCUACGUCCUGCACGGGCUGGUGGCCCUGCUGGGGCUGGUGGCCCACUACCUCCUGCCGCAGCUCCGCAAGCCCCUGCCCUGGGGGUGCCUGGCCGGGCCGGUGCUGCGCCCCCGCGAGCACGGCCACUUCGAGGUCCGCGGGGCGCCGCAGCUGAUGUGGUUCGAGAAGGCGUUCGCGGGGCUGCAGGCGCUGGAGAGGCUCUGCCUGCACCCCGCCGUCGUGCUGCACGCCCUCACCCACCACGCCCGGACCCUCAGCGCCCGCCCCGACGCCGGCUGCCUCCACGCGCGGGCGCUGCUGCUGACGGCGGCGGGGCUGCGGCUGCUGCGGGGGUCCUUCUGCAGCCCCUCGCAGCUGCCCCCCGCCCUGGCCCUCGCCCUCCUGCUCUUCCGCUGCGACUUCCCCCGCCUCUCGCAGGGGCUCCUCCUCGACCUCUUCCUCGCCUCCUUCCUCGCCGCCAAGCUGUGGGACCUGCUGUACAAGCUGCGCUUCGUGCUGACCUACGUGGCGCCGUGGCAGAUCACGUGGGGCUCGGCCUUCCACGCCUUCGCCCAGCCCUUCGCCCUGCCCCACUCGGGGCUGCUGCUGGCGCAGGCGGUGCUGGGGGCCCUGCUCGCCGCCCCCCUCGCCCCCCUCCUCGGCAGCGCCCUCUUCCUCCUCUCCUACGCCCGCCCCGUCAAGUUCUGGGAGCGCGACUACAACACCAAGAGGGUGGAUCACUCCAACACCCGCCUGGCCACGCAGCUCGACCGGAACCCCGGUGGGUGCCCCACGGCGCGGCCCCCCAGCCCCCAACCACCCCCUGAGCGCCCCCUAACCCCCCAAAGCCCCCCAUAG